ACCCCCCAAACAACGCAAUCAAAAGCCGACGCCACCUAAAGCAACAGCGAUCAACACCUGCCAUAAAAAACAAUUAUGGGUUUCUAAUACUGAUGUGAAAAUCGAGAUUUUGUAGCUCCCCUUUGUGUUUGUGUCCGCUGCUUUUAAGAAUUUUCUCCUCACCCAAUCUCUCCUCAUUCACAUCUCUCAAUCUUCCCUUCUCUUUCGCUCUUUCCUUUUAAUUUCUCCAUACCAUUUUCAUUUUAUAGUGUUCUACUCACAAUCCUGUCGUCCGGUUCUGGAUUUUCGCUUUCUGAUUCUCUGUUGCUGAAGCCGCCAUUUGGGUUUUUGUUUUUUUUGGAUGAUUAUGGCGGAGGUGUGUGUUAUAUGACUUGGUGGAGGGUGGAAGGGAGGGAGUUUCUGAUUGUUUGCAACUCUUCUUGGAUAUAAAGCGUCUUUGCUUUCUGUGGGGAUGAUGGCUGUGACCUCCAGCUGCAAGGAUGCUGCUAGCAUGGAUAAUGGCAAAUAUGUUAGGUACACACCUGAGCAAGUCGAAGCUCUUGAGAGGCUUUAUUAUGAUUGCCCAAAACCCAGUUCUAUGCGCCGCCAGCAGCUCAUCAGGGAGUGCCCAAUUCUCUCCAAUAUCGAACCCAAGCAGAUCAAAGUUUGGUUCCAAAAUCGGAGAUGUAGAGAGAAACAGAGGAAGGAAUCAUCACGCCUGCAGACUGUGAACAGGAAGCUGACGGCUAUGAAUAGACUCCUAAUGGAGGAAAAUGAUAGGCUGCAGAAACAGGUGUCACAGCUUGUGUAUGAGAACAGCUAUUUUCGUCAACAGACCCAGAAUGCGACCCUAGCCACCACUGACACGAGUUGUGAGUCAGUGGUUACAAGUGGUCAACAGAAUUUGACCCCGCCGCAUCCUCCAAAGGAUGCCAGUCCCGCAGGACUUUUGUCCAUUGCGGAGGAGACUUUAGCAGAGUUUCUUUCAAAGGCUACUGGAACUGCUGUGGAGUGGGUCCAAAUGCCUGGGAUGAAGCCUGGUCCGGAUUCCAUUGGAAUCGUUGCUAUUUCUCAUGGCUGCACUGGAGUUGCAGCUCGUGCGUGUGGACUUGUGGGUCUUGAACCUACAAGAGUGGCUGAAAUUCUUAAAGAUUGGCCUUCUUGGUAUCGCGAUUGCCGUGCUGUUGACGUUCUAAACGCCCUAUCUACUGGAAAUGGAGGAACCAUUGAGCUUCUUUAUAUGCAGCUCUAUGCGCCUACUACUCUGGCACCUGCUCGUGAUUUCUGGCUGCUGCGAUACACAUCUGUUUUGGAGGAUGGUAGUCUUGUGGUAUGUGAAAGAUCUCUUAACAAUACUCAGAAUGGUCCAAGUAUGCCUCCAGUACAAAACUUUGUAAGAGCAGAAAUGCUACCUAGUGGAUAUUUGAUAAGACCUUGUGAAGGCGGUGGAUCAAUAAUUCAUAUAGUUGAUCACAUGGAUUUAGAUCCUUGGAGCGUGCCUGAAGUGUUGCGGCCAUUAUACAAGUCAUCUACUCUGCUUGCUCAGAAGAACACAAUGGCAGCAUUACGCUUGUUGAGACAGAUUUCACAAGAAGUUUCUCAACCAAAUGGUACUGGUUGGGGAAGACGACCUGCUGCUCUUCGCGCUCUUAGUCAGAGAUUGAGCAGAGGUUUCAACGAAGCAGUAAACGGGUUUACAGAUGAGGGAUGGUCUUUGUUAGAAAACGACGGCAUUGAUGAUGUUACACUUCUUGUAAACAUGUCUAAUGGCAAGACAAUGAUGGGUGCAAAUAUUUCAUAUAAUAAUGGCUUUCCAUCUAUGAGCAACGCAGUUCUUUGUGCCAAAGCAUCGAUGUUAUUACAGAAUGUCACUCCAGCAAUGCUCAUUAGGUUCUUGAGAGAACACCGGUCAGAAUGGGCAGACACCAGUAUUGAUGCUUACUCAGCUGCAGCAAUUAAGACUGGUCAGUGUGGUUUACCAGGGUCUCAUGCUGGAACUUUUGGGGGUCAGGUCACUCUUCCCUUGGCACAAACGGUUGAGCAUGAAGAGUUUAUGGAAGUUCUUAAAUUUGAAAACGUGGGCCACUAUAGGGAUGAUAUGCUCAUGUCUGGUGACAUCUUCCUCCUCCAACUUUGCAAUGGCGUGGAAGAGAAUGCAGUAGGAACUUCUGCUGAACUCAUCUUUGCUCCCAUUGAUGCCUCUUUUUCUGAUGAUGCACCCAUUUUAGCAUCUGGCUUCCGCAUCAUCCCUCUUGAUUCUGGAAUGGAUGCUUCAAGUCCAAACCGCACGCUUGAUCUUGCUUCAGCUCUUGAUGUCGGACCGGCAGGGAAUAGAGCUGCUGGUGAUUAUGCUUGUCAAUCAGGAAAAUCCAAAUCUGUGAUGACAAUUGCAUUCCAAUUUGUAUUUGAUGUUCAUCUUCAAGAUAAUGUAGCAGCAAUGGCACGGCAGUAUGUCCGAAGCAUUAUAGCAUCUGUUCAGAAAGUGGCACUGGCUCUUUCCCCUUCGAAUGUCGGUCCUCAUGCUAACCUUCAGACACCAGCUGGUGCUCCUGAAGCACAAACACUUGCUCGUUGGAUCUGUCAAAGCUAUAGGUGCUACAUGGGCAUGGACUUACUGAAAAAUGAAGGAAGAGAACCCAUUCUCAAAUCCCUUUGGCAUCACUUAGAUGCAGUCAUGUGCUGCUCUUUAAAGGCUUUGCCAAAUUUUACAUUUGCAAAUCAAUCUGGGCUUGACAUGCUUGAGACAACCUUGGUGGCUCUGCAAGACAUUACUCUAGAGAAGAUUUUUGAUGACAAUGGAAAGAAAACUUUAGACACAGAGUUCCCACGGAUAAUGCAGCAGGGGUUCCUUUGUCUUCAAGGGGGUGUAUGCUUAUCAAGCAUGGGAAGGGCAGUGUCAUAUGAGAAAGCUGUGGCUUGGAAGGUUUUGAAUGAAGAAGAAAACGCUCACUGUAUUUGUUUCAUGUUUAUGAACUGGUCCUUUGUUUGAAACGCUUAGUCAGGUAGUAGGAAUAUGACAAAUAGGCUAGAUCAGAUUUUCCUGUAAGAUCUCAGAAACAAUGAAAAUAACCAAGAACUAAAUGAACGAGCAUAUUGCCCCUAAUGGCUCUUUUCGCCCC
Messenger RNA from Cucurbita pepo subsp. pepo (vegetable marrow), 3098 nucleotides. The record is from RefSeq and is a predicted model, not a curated record. Lineage: Eukaryota; Viridiplantae; Streptophyta; Magnoliopsida; Cucurbitales; Cucurbitaceae.